Melitaea cinxia (Glanville fritillary) is the source of this 1722-nucleotide messenger RNA. It is a transcript of the gene CysRS-m, whose product is annotated as probable cysteine--tRNA ligase, mitochondrial. Gene Ontology annotation, biological process: cysteinyl-tRNA aminoacylation. Bases 103 to 1632 code for a protein of 509 amino acids. The record is from RefSeq and is a predicted model, not a curated record. The transcript has a single exon. Gene Ontology annotation, molecular function: cysteine-tRNA ligase activity; ATP binding. NCBI's taxonomy places the organism in Eukaryota, Metazoa, Arthropoda, Insecta, Lepidoptera, Nymphalidae. Gene Ontology annotation, cellular component: cytoplasm.
GAUCGGUUGUAAACAUUUUAUCAGCCGAUACAGAAAAUUUGUUUUGAUAACAUAAAAUAUUCCAGAAAUUAUUUUACCGAUUAUAGUGUGUAUAUAAUAACUAUGCUGAAAAUAUUUCCAAUCUUUAGAAGAAAAUUAACUCACGUUUGUAGUUUAAAACCAUAUAAGGAUACAAAAUGGCUAAUGCCAAAUGGAAACCCAACAGGAGUGUAUAUUUACAACUGUGUAGCUGAAGGAAGAGUUCCUAUAAUACUUAAUGACCCAACCAUUGCUACGUGGUAUUCAUGUGGGCCUACAGUGUACGAUUCGGCGCAUAUUGGACACGCUUGUUGCUACGUGAAAUUAGAUAUUAUACAAAGAAUACUAAAGUCAUUUUUCAACAUUAAUCUCGUCACUGCAAUGGGAGUCACCGACAUAGACGACAAAAUUAUCAAAAAAGGUCUCGAGACUAACACUGACUUCAAAACUGUAGCUAAAAAGUAUGAACAUGAGUUUUGGAUGGAUAUGUCAAGUUUGAACAUAGAAAAACCAAUGAUUAUUACACGAGUAUCUGAACAUAUUGAAACUAUAAGUCAAUUUAUAAAAGGACUUAUAGAUUCUGGGAUAGCUUAUAUUGCCAAGGAUGGUUCAGUUUAUUUUGAUACUUCAAAAUUCCCAGCCUAUGGAAAAUUACAAGCUGGCCAAGAUAAUGGUGAAGCUAGUGAUGACGCCAAGAUAAAUAAAAUGGACUUUGCUCUAUGGAAAGGUGUUAAGCCAAGUGAACCUUCGUGGCCAACAGAUUGGGGUGAAGGUAGGCCAGGAUGGCAUAUAGAAUGUUCAGCUAUGGUUAGUAAAAUAUUUGGUUCACAAUUAGAUUUUCACGCUGGUGGUAUAGACUUGAAAUUUCCACACCAUGAAAAUGAAGAAACCCAAUCUUGUGCCUAUCACAACUCCAGGCAAUGGGCUAAUUAUUGGGUUCAUGUAGGACAUUUAAAUUUAAAAGAUACAAAAAUGUCCAAAUCACUUAAAAACACUAUAUCGAUUCCUGAUGUGUUAGAAAAGUACAGCGCAGACACCUUUAGGAUGGCAUGCUUAAUGUCGAACUACAGGUACCCUAUGGAGUACAGUGAUGAAGUAAUGUCCACUGCAGAGGAGGUUGUAAACAAAUUCAAAUUCUUCUUAAAAGAUGUCGAAGUUUACGCAAACAAAAGAGAUAGUGGGGUCGGAGAUUACAACAAUAAAUUACUGAAUGAAUUGCAAAAAGUUAUUGAAAAUAACUUAGAAGCUUUAAGAUCUGAUUUUGAUACAGCUAGCUGUGUUAAUGCCCUAUUAAACUUAGUUACUCAGACAAACAGAAUAAUAAAAGGCAACACAUCCAAUUACUAUCCAGUGCCUGUCUUAUUAGUCGCUGACUAUAUAUUGCAAGUUUUAACAAAGUUUGGUUUGAUGUUGUCUGACUCUUCUAGAGAUAAUAUUAGAAACAGUUUUAUAGAUACUUUAGUUGAAUUCAGACAUAUAGUAAGGUCGAACGCUCUUGAAAGAAAAGACAAAGAACUGCUAAAUGCAUGCGACGUAGUUAGGGAUAAAAUGAAAUCAAUGAAAAUUCAAAUAAAUGACAGUAAAAAUACGCCAUCUUGGGUCAUAAUCAAAUGAUAUCAUUGUACGUAUACAAAUAAGUUAAAGUGUUUAAUGUAUAAAAUUAUACAUACUUUGUUUAUAUUAAUAUAUUUUGUAAAUGAAUUA